Molecule: messenger RNA, 991 nt
Organism: Heterobilharzia americana
Lineage: Eukaryota; Metazoa; Platyhelminthes; Trematoda; Strigeidida; Schistosomatidae
Source: the annotation of a GenBank genome assembly
UCUACUUCAAGGUCAGUCCUAGUUCGUUCAUUGGUGUGGGUAAAACGUGGGUGAUGCUGCCGAAUGUAAUCCUAUUUCAGCGGGUUCAUUGGACAUAUCACACAGUAAAACUUUUAUUGGUUCAGGAAGACCUUAAUGAAGGGAAAUCUUGAGGAUAACCAAUCAGAUGUCUUCAGAAGACUGUGAAAACGAAUUACUUGCUCUGGAGUCUAUAUACGAGGAUAGAUAUCAACUCGUACAGACUACACCUAAACGAAAAGUCAAGAUAUGUUUGGAUGGACAGUCAGAUGAUUCACUCUUAACUAAAAUUAGAUGUCAAAUUCUUUUUGAACUUCCAGAUAAGUAUCCAAAUGAACCACCUGAGUUUCAAAUACGUAAACCUGAAAAUCUUUCAGAAGAAGAUAUCUCUGAUAUCAAUCAUAUAAUCAAUGGAGUGAUUGAACGCUCAUUAGGAUACGUGAUGCUUUUUGAUAUAUUAUCAGAUAUUCAACAGAAAUUGGACAGUGUUUGUGAGAAAUUACUACUUCGUCAGCGUAAUGAAGCUAAAGAAAAACGAAAAGCAGUACAAUUAGAGGAAGAGGCCAAGUUUAGAGGAGAUCGAGUUACAGUAGAAUCAUUUCUCGAGUGGAAUGCAAAAUUUCGCGCAGAAAUGCAAUCAAUAAAAGAAAAGCUUAUAUCAGAAGAACAGAGUAACAAACGAUUAACUGGGCGUGAAUUAUUUUUGAAAGACAGUCAUUAUGAUGAUUCAGAUCUCACAUUCCUUGAAACUAAUGGUGGUGAGGUGGUGGAGAUAGAUGAACAUUUAUUUAUCGACAUUGGUGAUAUAGAUUUGAAUGAUGAUGAUGAUGAAGAUAAUAAUGGUUUGACUCUGAAAGAAUGAAAUUGAACAGGGUAUACAUGAAUAAAUUAAUUUGCUUACUUUUAAGUUGUAGUUUUCAUAUAUUUACAAUUAUUUAUUGUUAUUUAGGAAGAAAUCCAAAAAGUAUUACGA